Messenger RNA from Prunus dulcis (almond), 2016 nucleotides. RefSeq names its product L-ascorbate oxidase homolog. Gene Ontology annotation, molecular function: copper ion binding; oxidoreductase activity. NCBI's taxonomy places the organism in Eukaryota, Viridiplantae, Streptophyta, Magnoliopsida, Rosales, Rosaceae. The transcript has 8 exons. The record is from RefSeq and is a predicted model, not a curated record. Bases 194 to 1813 code for a protein of 539 amino acids.
AAAAACAGAUUUUAUUUUCGAAAAAGCAGAAGCAGGACACAUUUGGUGAAGCACUUUUUCCCGCGCUGCUGCUAUAAAAAGGCUGGCACUUACUGCCCCCACAUCAUCCAAUGUGACCAAAAGAAAAAGGGAUUAAAUUAAACCCAAAACCCAAAUACCUGGUUUUGAGAAUUUGCAUUUUGCAGGGACGACAAUGGAGAAAAAAGCAGUCUUGCUCCACUUGGUUUGUGGGGUUUUGGCUGUUUUCAGUGUUGCUGUGGUGAAAGCAGAAGACCCAUAUAAGUUUUACACUUGGACUGUGACUUAUGGGACUCGUUCUCCUCUUGGCGUUCCUCAACAGGUAAUCCUUAUCAAUGGUCAAUUUCCUGGCCCUAGACUUGAUGUGGUCACCAAUGACAACAUCAUCCUCAACCUUAUUAACAAGCUGGACCAACCUUUUCUCCUAACAUGGAAUGGGAUUAAACAGAGGAAGAACUCAUGGCAAGAUGGGGUAUUGGGAACUAAUUGCGCCAUCCCGCCAAACUCAAACUAUACCUACAAGUUUCAGACUAAGGAUCAGAUAGGUUCCUACACAUAUUUCCCAUCAACGCAAUUGCACAGAGCUGCUGGAGCGUUUGGAGCCAUCAAUAUCUACGAGAGACCUCGGAUCCCAAUCCCUUUUCCAAACCCUGAUGGAGAUUUCACUUUACUUGUUGGUGAUUGGUACAACACCAGCCAUAAGGCGUUGCAGCAAACUUUGGACUCAGGAAAGUCUCUUCCUUUUCCUGCUGGUGUUCUUAUAAAUGGGCAGACAAGUAACACCUUCACUGGUGAUCAAGGCAAAACAUAUAUGUUCAGGAUCUCAAAUGUAGGCUUGUCAACCUCAUUAAACUUCAGGAUUCAGGGCCAUUCCCUGAAGUUAGUUGAAGUUGAAGGAUCUCACACAAUUCAGAACACAUAUGACUCUCUUGACGUACAUGUUGGCCAAUCAGUGGCUGUCCUUGUAACCCUAAAUCAACCUCCAAAGGAUUACUACAUUGUUGCAUCCACACGAUUUACUAAGCUAGUUCUUACAGCUACUUCAGUACUACACUACACAAACUCUCACACCUCAGUUUCUGGACCCGUUCCCGCUGGUCCUACUUACCAAAUACAUUGGUCUGUGCAGCAAGCCAGAACUUUCAGGUGGAAUUUGACAGCAAAUGCAGCCAGGCCUAAUCCUCAGGGCUCAUACCAUUAUGGCAAAGUCACCCCAACAAAGACAAUUAUAUUAGCCAAUUCAGCACCUUUGAUAAAUGAAAAGCAGCGUUACGCAUUCAACAGAGUCUCCUACGUGAACCCCGAUACCCCUCUAAAGCUUGCUGAUUAUUUCAACAUCCCUGGUGUCUACAGCUCUGAUUCCAUCCAAACUGUUCCCUCCAGUGGCUCCGCAUUCAUAGCUACCCCCGUAGUGCCAGCCUCACUCCAUGACUUCCUCGAAAUUGUUUUCCAAAACAAUGAAAAUACCCUCCAAUCUAUGCAUCUAGAUGGCUAUGAUUUCUGGGUUGUUGGCUAUGGUUUCGGACAGUGGACAGCAGCCAAGAGAAGAACAUACAAUCUAGUUGAUGCUCUUACCAGACAUACUGCUCAGGUGUAUCCAACCUCUUGGACCACAAUAUUGGUGUCCCUAGACAACCAAGGUAUGUGGAACUUGAGGUCUGCUAUAUGGGAAAGGCAGUAUCUUGGUCAACAGUUUUAUCUCAGGGUUUGGAAUCCUGUCCGCAGCCUGGCUAAUGAAUAUAACAUUCCUUCAAAUACUCUUCUGUGUGGCAAAGCUCUUGGCCGGCACCCAUAGAAUGACCUUGAAUUCUUCGGCGUCUAAUUCUUGAGUCAUUAAAGUUUGACUGAAGUGAAGACAUGUUUCAGAAAGGAAAGUAAAAGAGAAGAUUCUUAUUUAAUGUUUUCUUUUUCAUAUUUAGUUGUAUAAUUCUAAAUUUAGAUGAAUUUUCCUUUGCCUUUGUACGGGAAAUAUUGUAUGCUAUGGUUAUAUAAUAUAUU